AUGGGCUUUGAUCGCUUAAAUAAGCAGAAAUUGUUCCCAGCGGCAGGAGGUCCGAGAAUCAGAAGCCACAGAAUUAAGGCUCGCACAGGUGAAUUGGAAACCUCGCUCGCCGUGUGCGGUCGCUUCGGGAAAGGAGAGGAACAUGGGGAACAGGAGGAGGCCAUUCAGCCCCUCCAACCUGGUCCUCCGUUCAGUUGUCGACACCAUCUUCAUUUCUUAUCCAUUUACCUUCUCCCAUUUCUCUUUGAGCCAAUUCUGAGCCUGGUACCUCUGAGGCGGAAGGUGCUGGUUUCGAGCCCCUUUCCAGAUAUUAUGUGGAGACUGGAACUCUGGAUUGACAUUCAGGAGCAGUACCAGGUCAAUUCAGAACAGCUCAUGAUGCAUCCGACCAGUGCAGGCAAUGGAACCGAGAUUGUGGAAGGGCGAAAGUGGAACAUUUCCAGUGAGUGGCAGUCGAUGACCAUUGGGCAGUCCAAAAACAAAGUCUACCCAUCCAUGGUUGAGAGUACCAAGCUGCUGAGCGUUCAGAUCACACUCAUUAUAGCUUAUGCAUUGAUCAUCCUCCUGGGGUUGGUAGGAAAUUCCCUGGUGAUUUACAUGAUUGUGAAGUACAAAACCAUGCGCACUGUCACCAAUUUCUUCAUUGCCAACCUAGCCUUGGCUGAUCUCAUGGUGGACACACUCUGCUUGCCAUUCACCCUGGUUUAUACUCUCUUGGAUGAAUGGAAACUCGGAGCUGUCCUUUGCCACCUGGUCCCUUACGCCCAAGCAUUAAGUGUCCACGUUUCUACUCUAACUCUAACAGUGAUCGCUCUGGACCGCCAUCGAUGCAUCGUCUUCCAUUUAGACAGCCGGAUUUCCAAGAAGUUCAGUUUCAUCACCAUUUCCAUGACCUGGCUGGUGUCGGCUGUCCUUGCUGGGCCGUUGGCCAUCUUCAGAGAAUACAAGAUCAUCGACUUGCAACCCAUCAACUUGCAGAUUGUCGUGUGCUCGGAGAAAUGGCCCAGUGGUAACACUCGCGAUGGAACCAUCUACAGCAUCUCAAUGUUCAUCCUACAGUACGUGCUGCCUUUGGGAAUCAUCAGUUAUGCCUACAUUAGAAUAUGGAUCAAGCUAAAGAACCACGUUAGCCCUUGUGCACGGAGUGACAGCCAUUACAGGCGGAGGAAAACCACCAAGAUGCUUGUGAUGGUGGUAGUGGUGUUUGCAGUGUGUUGGCUGCCCCUGCACACCUUCCAGCUGGUCAGCGACUUGGACAAGCGCCUCUUUAAGUUCACGGAAUACAAGCUGCUUUACACCAUCUUUCACGUGUUGGCCAUGUGCUCGACCUUUGCUAAUCCCCUACUGUAUGGCUGGAUGAACAAGAACUAUCGCAACGGGUUCAUCCUCUUUUUCCGUUGCAACCAUCACGUGGAGAAUCUCAACAUGGAGACUUCAGUCAAGGCGAGGCUGCAUCCUUUUAGGGUAGAAGCUCACAAUGGCAACCUUUGCAAUUGUAGGGAUGCGAACAGGCAUGCACCCACAGAUGUUUAG
Carcharodon carcharias (great white shark) is the source of this 1533-nucleotide messenger RNA. Its product is annotated as neuropeptide Y receptor type 2-like. The transcript has 4 exons. Gene Ontology annotation, biological process: G protein-coupled receptor signaling pathway. Gene Ontology annotation, cellular component: membrane. Lineage: Eukaryota; Metazoa; Chordata; Chondrichthyes; Lamniformes; Lamnidae. Gene Ontology annotation, molecular function: neuropeptide Y receptor activity. Bases 1 to 1533 code for a protein of 510 amino acids. The record is from RefSeq and is a predicted model, not a curated record.